Molecule: messenger RNA, 7791 nt
Organism: Anoplopoma fimbria (sablefish)
Lineage: Eukaryota; Metazoa; Chordata; Actinopteri; Perciformes; Anoplopomatidae
Exons: 10
Coding region: 24-6521 (2165 amino acids)
Biological process (GO): regulation of transcription by RNA polymerase II
Cellular component (GO): nucleus
Molecular function (GO): DNA binding; DNA-binding transcription factor activity, RNA polymerase II-specific
Source: RefSeq, a predicted model, not a curated record
ACGAGCGGGGCUACACGGGCAGUAUGGCGGAGGAGGGCAGUGUGUGCGAGGUAGACGGGCUCCAGAGACGACUGCAGGGUGUGUUGAGCCGCCAUUCAAGUGAUGAAAUACGGGCAGAUAGUCAGCCUUUCUGCUCUGACUUCUGCAAGCUGGUGGAGGACUACGCCUCUCGCUGGCAGGUGCCGCUGCCUCAGCUCAGGAUCCUUGAGAUAGCUCUCCGCUACUUCGCUCAAGCCUCCACCUUCUUCACAUCAAACUGUGAUCAUGUGCUCCACACACUCAGCAGUCUGGCCUUGAGUGUUUUUGAGUUGCUGCUGUUCUUUGACCAGAAGGACUUCCAUCAGGAGCCACUGAAACACUUCACUGUUACAUUCCAGGAAUGUCACUCAGCGCUUGCGAGCCAUCAGAAUGUUCACUUGCUUCAGGUGGAGCGUUUGGUUCGGGGUGGUGGGCCUUGGGCUGGCCCAGCCUUACAGGCAAUCCUCAGUGAGUCCAGUUUACCUCAGAGUGAAGUGGACGGGUGCAUCAGCUCUGAGCUGCCGGUGUUCUUUGAGCUCCGGGUGCGCUACCUCUUAUCCCGUGAGCGGGUCAGUGAGGCCAUGGCCCUGGCUAGGUGUUGUGCCCGGCAUCCCACGGCAGGACAACACUUGUUCUUCCUCCAGGUCUACCUCACGUGGCUUUUCAAAACCUCACAGCAUGACCACCUUCACAAAGAGGUGGCUGAAUUAAAUGGUAAAGAUGCAAUUCACAUCAUCUGUAGUUUGGAGUGUGAGGAAAAGGAUGAGUUGCUGUUGGACCUCAGCCGAGCUUUCCUCUCCCAGCAGCUGCGCAGGGGAGACAUGUACUAUUUGUGUGAUCUCGUCUUCAUAUGGAGUAAACUUCACAGUCGGUUGAAUACAUCCAAGCAAGCUCUACUUGAGGAGAGUCAUCAGCUGAUGCUGUCUGCCACCAACGUCAACUCAAUCUUCCCAUUCAUCAGAGCCAUACUGCAAGAGCUGGGUGAAGAUGGUAUCCAGUUCUGCGUGGAGCUGUGUGCUAAUGCCUUGGGGUCUUGCCUUCCCUGUGACGUCAACACCAAGUCCCUAAUCUACAAAACCAUCGCUGGCCUGCUACCCAAUGACCUGGAGGUGUCCCGGGCCUGUGCUCUUCUUAUCUUCUUCCUCGAACGCACUGUUGAGACCUACAAGCUGGUGUACUUUCUUUACAUGCAUCCUGAUCAGGAUUACCACGUGGAGUAUAGCCCCAUCAGAAAUCACGUUCGCUUUGAAACCCUGCAGGUCUUGAAGAAGGACCUGUAUUUUGACCCAGAGUUUUGGAACCUCAUAGCUUUGCGGACCAACUGUUUGAAGCUGCUGAGCGAGAAGGUGGUUAGUAGUGCCCUGGAAGAGAUCAUGGAUGACAAAUGGAUCCAGAGCUAUUGCGCCAAAGAACCCGCUUCAUCAGCAUGUCAGAAAGGAAGUAAAGGGGCGGCAGCUAGAAAGCGGCACCACAAAGAGGACAGACGUCAUAAUGAGGAUACUGACACCACAUCCAAGAAAAUAAAGGAUGGCCAAGGAAAAACACGACUACAUGACCACACUGUAAAGAAGAAAGGCAGCCAAGGGUCAUCAAAACCUGGACCUUUGAGGCGUUCAUUUUGGCAACUAGACAGACUACAGGACAAAGUAGCCGUUGGGAAUGGAGAACUUCGACGCACUACGAGACUCUCAGAGAAAAACCCACCGAAACGGAGGAUUAGACAACCCAAGUGGCUUCUUGAAGACUCAGGAACUCUCGGAGAGAAUAAUGUUCAUCCAAAGAUCAAAAAGCAUGGGUUGAAACAUCAAAAGCACCAUGGAUCCAGUGUUGUAAGCCGGUCAGAAACUGUUGAGCUCAAGAACAAUGCUCAUUUAAUGGCAAAGGAAAACGGCGGCAAGCACCAGAAGGGGUUUUCAUUGGACUCACAUAAACCAUCUACUCUUCCUCAAGUAAUCCUUGAGCUCUCCCUGCCAGACAAUGAACUGAUGGGAACGUUUAAUGAGGACACUUGCAACAGACCGAGAGGUUUCCCUCAAGUGCUUCUUUACAGACCGACGGUGAAGGUUCCUGCCAAGUCACAAACCGUGAAGACUGUGCAUCGCAAAGAGGUGAUUCUGAGAGCGCGGGAUGCGCCCAUGUUUGUACAGCAGUUGCACUGUUAUGCUCGGCGGCAGAAAGGGAAAGGUAUUGGACCCAAUAUCCAAGGCUCAGUAUCAACAAUAACACGCUCCUCAGUGCAGGGAAGUCCUCCGAAAGAUCAAGAGAGAGAGCUCUGUGACAAACCUGCUGCUGAGAUUAAAGGUGGAAUUACCCCUCACACAGAAGAAGCAGCUGAUGUUACAAAAUCCUCAGCACCCGAAAAAGUCCCUGAAGCUCAAACUACAAAAGCAGGCUCACGAAAUACAUUUUCAGGAAAAGAGCUCUCUGAGAAGUCAGCUGCUGAGAUGAAAGUAACAAAGUCGUCACAGACAUCAGCAGCAACUGAAGUUACAGAAGCCCCAAUGUUAGAUAAGGUCCUGCAAGCUCAAACCAUGGCUUCAGCAAGAGAGCUGUGUGACGGGUCUGCUGUUGAGAUGAAAGUCACAAUUGCCUCAACAGCAAAUAAAAUGACUCCAUCCCGAGGUUUAGAUAAGGUCUCUAAAGCCGUUAAAGACGCUUCAAAAACCACAACUCCAGCUGAGGUUUCCCAAACUUCACCUGUUGUCAACAAUCAGAUGGAAGUUCUUGAUAAAUUCCCUCCAGUCUCAAAUAUGGCCAACAUUUCAAGCAUUGGAGCUGCUGAUCCCACGCCCUCACAGUCUCAAGAUGUCCUCAGAGAUGGGAGGCAAGAACUGAAGUCACUCUCUUCUCAGGCUAAAACUAGUAAAAAUCCUGGUGCCCAAGCAACAGCAGACUCCCCAGAGGAGCUCACUGCUGUCGGCAACAGCCUACCUGGGGUGGACGUUACAGAGGUUUCACCCAAAUUCCCAAAAGGACAUGUGCCUUGUGAAAAUGACACAAGUGGAAGAACAAAGGACACUAUUUCCACAGAUCAGGACAGUAUAAAUGACAUAUCUGCUCUGACGUUAGUGACAGAAAUGGUUACUGAACUUGCACCUGACUCACGUGCUCGAGAUCUGGAGAAUCGCAAACAGCCAGCACCAGAGGACGGUACCUCCAAAGAGCCAACAUCUGGAUGUAAAUCCAAAGUUCCUCACAAAUUACGAACUACCUCCAGCUGUGCCGCAGUUGCUGAUGUGCAAGUGAAGGAGGAGAGAACUCAGGAUUUUGAUCCAGAAACAUCUGAGGACAGUGAACUACCAGAAUCGGAGGAAUCCAAGUUGGAGUACUGUUGUACUUUCUGCAACAAGGUCUUUAAGGGAAGUCGUGUCGUAGAGCAUGCUAUGUUCCAUUAUCGUAGGGAUGAGUGCAUGUUCUGUGGGACGAUGUUCAAAGAUGAUCUUCUGGCCAUGAUGCACCUGUCCAACCAUAUUGAGAAGCUGAAGAGGAUCAAAGAGUCAGAGGCUAACAAUGCCCAUGAGACCAAAGAUGUCCCCACAUGUAAGACCUCUGCCAAAGCUAAGACCACAAACGUGUCUUCUGGGCGCCGUAGUAGUGGGAGAGCGAGGAAAUCUACAGAGUCUCCUAAAUCAACGAGCCUUUCACACUCAACCCCAUCUGGGUCCAGACAGUUGAGAUCCAAUGGCAAGCCAGUGGAUGAAAAGAUACAAAACCCAUCAAAGCACCUUCAGAGUAAAACUCCAGUACACAAGGUAAAUGGGCACAUUGGCAAAAAGAAAGACAUUGACGGAACGAAAAGGGAUGCCGUGACCUUGGAAGCUAAACCGCCACUUAAACAGCAGGAGAUCUAUCGAGAAAGAACAACGGAUGGAGCUGUAAACUCAAGGUUGCAGGAAAACCCAGAUACAGAGAUGGAUUCCUCUGAAACAUCAGCACAGGGCGACAAAGGGUUCAGCUGUUCCAAGAAGAAAGAAUCGUUGCAGAGCCUGAAGACAGCCACCAAACAAAGAGAGAAAGUAGUUGAGGAUAAACAUGUGGAGUCACAAGAGAAGGUUUCCUGUCCUGUGGAGGGUUGCAGCUGGUUUACAGACCUGUCAAAGAAACGCGUUGCACUCCUUUACCACGCCAUCGAAGAUCACUAUGGUGAGGUCAAACCUUUAGAAGUGGCGUUCCGUGUAGGAAACGGCAAAUGCAGUAGUUGCAUGAGGGUUAUGUGGAGUUUCGAACAUUUUCAGCACCACGUUGAGCGACACAGACUCUCUCCUCGGCAUCCUUGCCUUCAUCGGGGAUGUACUGCCAGGUUCAAAACUGGAAUGGAAAUGAGACGCCACGCCAGGAGGCACAGUCCGCUGCAGGCAUUGUGCUGCGUCCCUGGUUGUUCUCAUCUAUUUAUUUGUCUCUGGGCGCUGAACCUUCAUGAAAAAGAGCACUAUGCUUCCAAACCCACUAAACCAGACAAGAAUGCGGACGAACAAACGGGUGACAAACGGGACAACACGCCGGAUGGAAAGAAACAACCGGAUCAUAGUCUAAAGGAUGAAACUGCUACCACUGCUGUAAACACCACUGAGAGUGUAAAGGCUGCUCGGAAAUUAAGAGGGGAAGCUACACAUAACUCAUCUACAGAAAAACUAAAUUUGUUGAAAGAGGAGUCGAAAGAGCAAAAUGAGACCAAGGAUUCACAUGUCUUGAAGAAUCUUUCUAACAAGGACACCUCCACACAGCCCGCUGGCCCAAAACUGAGAUUAAGGCAAUCGAUAAGAAAGGUAACAAAUGCAACCAAAAGUCACAAAGUCAUCUCAUCAUCGUUGUUAAAACAGAAUAUCAAGGCGAGGCACAAGUUCAAGAAGAAGCAGGUCAAAGGAAACGCAAAAGGUCCGAAGAGAAGAGGGCGUCCUCCUAAAUCAAAGGAAGCGGUGCAUGAUGAAAAUACUACUGCUGGUCAAAACAGUGUCCCAGAAAAAACUGCACUGCUCGCAACCCCCCCUAAAGCAGCAGAGAGCUCAAAUGUGAGCGACGAGCCGAAAGAAGAAGAAGAGCAGGUCACAGAUGAAGUAAAAACUACAGAAACGUCAAUUAACAAAUCAAAGUCUAAGAAAUCAAUGAACAAGCAGAUGAAGAACAAUCACGUCAAACAAAAGGGGGUUUCACAUAAUACCCCAACAGCAAACAGUUUAAAUCAAUCAAUCAGCACCACCUCAGCAGACAAAACACACAAGUUAACAGCUAAGAAACUACAUAAAGUGAAAGGACGCUCCACUCCGAAAGAAAGUCAAACGGCUUCUUCAGACUCCAGCAAGUCAAGGAAGCACAAGGUUACAAGCGGCGAAGGCAACUCAACGAUUGCCAAGAAGAAAUGUCCUGUCAAAGAACCAGAAGGAAAAGUAAAGGCAGAAAACACAGACUCUGCACAAAGCGGCUCAGACUCUGUUUCUGCUGUCCCAGCUAACAGUCUAAAUGAGAGAACUGCACCACCAGCCACCUCAGGAGAGAAAACACAAGAGGUAACGGUAGAAAAAUCAAAGAAAUCACCCAUGAAAACAGAAGGACAGAAAGAAAAGAGUGCUAACAGUGCUUCUUCAGACUCAGGCAAGACAAAAAAGAAGCACAAGGAUAUAAAUAAAGAGGACAAGAAAACACUAAAGGGAAGACAGAAAGAUGCAAGCAAAACAUCUGCUUUGAAAAAGGAAGCCAAGUCGAAAUCUGUAGACCAACAAGUUGAGGCUAAAGCAGCAGAAGAGAGCUCUCCUGAUGUGGAAGGAAAAGCAAAAGAAGAAGCAACAGAUUCAGCUCUUUCCUCCGUCCCUGCUGCCACAGAUGGCAUCUUAAAUGACGCGACUUCUCCACCCACUGCCACUGAGGAGAACACACAGCAGGUAACAACAAAGGAAAAAUCCAAGAAAUCCCAUAUCAUGAAAAAGUCAGACCCCAACGAAGCAAGUAAGAAGCGCAAGAAUGUUCAUAAAGACGGUGACACGAAGAUUGUCAAGAAAAAACGCAAAGAUCAGGGAGCUCGUUCAGCAUCUGAGAAGCCUGAAAUGUCAACAACUGACGUCCCACCGCUCGCCGAGGUGAAAGCAGAGUUACUCGCUGAGGGUGAAGAGGGAAAAACACCACCAUCUACAAUUAGCAGCCCUGGUUACUCCCUCAUAAAGAAUGGACAAGCAGUAAAAGAAGAAGCUAAAUCUACAGAGCUAAUGGACGCUCUUGCCGUGUAUAGCAACAGGCCGUACAUGCGUCCGCCGCCUACAGCGUACCUGGAUGAGAAGUACAUCACCAUGCCAAAACGAAGGAAGGAGCUGUCGUCUCAGAGGAGUCUCCCUCCUCAGCAGGCCUCCAUGACGAAGCCUCUGCAGAGACAACGGUGUGUCAACUGUUUUGCUACUUUCAACAGUGCUGAGGAUCUGCAGAGUCACCUGCAGCUGCAGAAGUGCUCAAACCUCUUUGGAUUCGACUCUGAUGACGAGGGUAACGGUUUAACAUGUCUUAUAGAGUCAAAGUGAGUUGACGUUUUGGAUCCAUAACAUGCUGACCCCUGGACCUGAAUGGAGCCACCGGACGGACCAUACCUCGACAGAUCAGGGCUCUCUGGACGACCCGUUCAUUACUGUGGGCAACAACGCGUUCAUCUGGAGACGGAGAACUGAAACGGGUCACCUGACUUUCACUGCAGCAUGUGCCUGUAACGUAAGGUCCACAAGACAUGAAACAGCCAAUCGAAAUAAAAGGGAACUGAACUGAAUCCCAGUCAGACCGUUAGCAGAACAGCUAGUACUGAAGUGCCUGCUCUGGAACCGCCGUGCUGUUUCCAGCUGCUUCACCUGGUAUGGAGAUUAGGAAUUGUGGCUUAAAGUCUGGACUCUUGAAAGCUGUGAAAAAAACAAAAAACACUGACGCAAGACGACUAGGCUGCUCCUGCUAUCACUAGGAAACAUGUUUUUCACAUCAGUAAGCCAUAUAAUGCCAUUGUUUGCUUUUUGCACUCAUAAGAUUUCUCAAUUUCUUUCUGCUUAAACUCUGAGUGAUGGGGAUUGUACGACGACUGAGGCAUCUAACAGUCAUGCUAUUUCAACAUCUCAUGGUUGCAUAUGAAUUUCUAAACUUGGAAAAGUUGCUGUAUCAGAAUCUUAUUUGGAGAAAUGUUAUGUAUAAUUCUUGUUUAAAUACUAAUUUUAUGUCUUAUAUCCCUAUGGGCUUUAUUAGGUCUGUGCUUGUCCUCCCAUUGAGUAACCAGUAGAGGGCACUGUGCACCAAUCUCUGUUAACAUUAAUUUUUUCCUCCUGCAAAGCAGAAGAUGUUAUUUUUUGCUCUUCUUUGCAACAGAAUGAAUUCUUCAUACAAAGCUGCUCCACUGUAUUUAUCACUGGAGGGACUCGAGAAACGGCUUCUCUUCCAUUCACAUCCAUCACGCUGUAUUUCCUUUAGCAAUAACUACUACCAACCACAACAUUUUGCCAGGUUCUGUCAUGACCGUGUUGAGUUUAUUAUUCGCUGACCUUCGGGCUCGUAUUAUAUUUUCUCACUUAAACAUUAAUUUUAACUUGACAAAACUUGCUAAGACCUUUAGAAACUCUCAAAUACAACCACAGUUUUAAAGUGUUAUCGGGAGGCCGCACCAGUCCUUCAUGAGCAGCAGCAGGUUAUAUUUAUUUAUCUUUUAUUUUUUAUCUUUUGUAAAUAUAUGAAGAGUUUCAAUCGCGUAUUAUAUAAGGUGGGUGUUGGAGCCAGGGGUUUAUAUUUUGUUCUUGAAGUAAAAAUAAAAUCUUAUUUCAA